GCUCGGCGAUCGAGCGCUCGGCUGUCAGUGCCUGCACGCAUGGUGCUUCCGGUGAGCCUUAAGGCCGUGGGAACCUCCGAGCGUGGCGUCAGCCCUGGUCUGCAGCCAUGGCCUCUCUGCAAGCCAAGGAUACCUAUCUGCAGGAUUUGGCCAAGAAGAUCUGUGCACAGCCUGGCCCCGAGCGGCGGAGGAGCGAGUGGGCUGUCAGAACAAAACACUUGGAAGCUGCCGGGCCCCCGAAAAAGAAAAAGAAGAAAACACAAAAGAAAUCUCAGGAGCAGGGACAGAAGGCUACAGAACACAAGACUAAGCCCGUAGGGAAGACGGUUCCCACCUCUUCUCAGGCUAAGAAACCAACAGUAUCCAAACAAGAGAAGAACUUCAGCUCCCUGGAGUCUCCUGAAGAGAGCCAAGUCACAGCACCUGAUUCUGUCUUUGCACUGGAUUUCCUGCGACAGCGGCUGCAUGAGAAGAUCCAGCUGGCCCGGGGCCAGGGCAGCCCCAAGGAGCUGUCUGCGGCCACUCUAGAGAAAAGACAGCGGAGGAAGCAGGAGAGGGAGCGGAAGAAGAGGAAGCGCAAAGAACUUCGAGCAAAGGAGAAGGCUGCAAAGGCGGAGACAAAGGAGGAGCCAGCCGAGGCACCCCCAGAAGUGGCCUGCAAGGAGCCGCAGGAGUCGAGGCUGAUCUUUAAUAAGGUGGAAGUGACUGAGGACGAGCCGGCCAGCAAGGCGCAGCGUAAGAAGGAGAAGCGGCAGAAGGUGAAAGGGAACCUGACGCCGCUGACGGGCAGGAACUACAGGCAGCUGCUGGAGCGUCUACAGGCGCGGCAGGACCGGCUGGAGGAGCUGCGAGAUCAGGACGCAGGCAAGGCCCAGGAGCUGGAGGCCAAGAUGAAGUGGACCAACUUGCUGUACAAGGCGGAGGGCGUGAAGAUCCGUGACAACGAGCACCUGCUGCAGGAAGCCCUGAAGCGCAAGGAGAAGCGCAAGGCGCAGCGGCAGCGCCGGUGGGAGAAGCGCUCGGAGCACGUGGUAGAGAAGAUGCAGCAGCGGCAGGACAAGCGGCGCCAGAACCUGCGCAAGAAGAAGGCCGCGCGGGCCGAGCGGCGGCUGCAGAAGGCCCGCAAGAAGGGCCGGGUGCUGCCACAGGACCUGGAGCGUGCUGGCCUCUCCUGAGCAGCUUGCACCUGCCGGGUUCCUCCCUGGGCACCUAGGUGACAGACUGGGUCUCCUGCGUGAGAUGUACACAUUCUUGCACCACACAGCAAGUGAGGGCUCCAAUUGUGUGCCAACAGGAUGUUUGGCAUCAUCCUUAAGUAGGAUAGUGUCCUAGCGUCCUCCAGUCCCCGGGAGGGAUAAAGGGGAGCUAUGCACAAGUUUUGUGUGUGUGUGUGUGAGAGAGAGGGUGGGGGGAGAAGAGAAGAGAGAGAGAGAGUGUGUGUGUGUGUAUACAUGUUUUUGAAGGCUCCAGAAUUAGGGGAGUAGAGAUUGGGGUGAGGCACCCUACUGACCUCUUCAUAUGCACCUGUAUUUCCAGUGGCCAUGAGAACAAAAGGCCUUGACUACUGCUGUGUUCACAAGCUCCUGGCAACAUAAGAGAGCCCACAGGAUUCCUGGGAGAAUCGGAUCCAGUCAGGCAUGUGUCUGGGCCAGAGCUUCAGAGUUACAAAACCAAGUCCUUCUUGGGUCCACAGGAUGUGCCUUGGGUCACAUGGCCACCUGUGGGCCAGUUGGUGGCAGAGGCUUGGGAUGUAGUGGUAUAUUGGUUAGUUUAUGUCAGGUUAACACAAACUAGAGUUACCUGAGAAGAGGGAGCCUCAACUGAGGAGAAAACCAGUAGACUGGCAUGUGGGCAGGUCUGGUACACUUUCUUUACUGGUGAAUGAUGUGGUAGGGCCCAGUUCUUUAUGGGUUGGUGGUCCUGGUUCUCUAAGAAAGCAGGCCAAGCUAGCCAUGGGGAGCAGCACUCUAUGGCUUUUGCUUUAGUUCAUGCCUCUAGGUGCUUUCCUCUAGUCUCUUGGUGAUGUACUGUUACCUGGAAGUGUAACAUGAAAUAAAUCUUUUCCUCCCCAA
Molecule: messenger RNA, 2072 nt
Organism: Onychomys torridus (southern grasshopper mouse)
Lineage: Eukaryota; Metazoa; Chordata; Mammalia; Rodentia; Cricetidae
Gene: Surf6
Product: surfeit 6
Exons: 5
Coding region: 108-1175 (355 amino acids)
Biological process (GO): ribosomal large subunit biogenesis; ribosomal small subunit biogenesis
Cellular component (GO): nucleolus
Molecular function (GO): DNA binding; RNA binding
Source: RefSeq, a predicted model, not a curated record